Molecule: messenger RNA, 2072 nt
Organism: Macadamia integrifolia
Lineage: Eukaryota; Viridiplantae; Streptophyta; Magnoliopsida; Proteales; Proteaceae
Product: guanylate kinase 2-like
Exons: 11
Coding region: 460-1689 (409 amino acids)
Biological process (GO): purine nucleotide metabolic process
Cellular component (GO): cytosol
Molecular function (GO): GMP kinase activity; protein binding
Source: RefSeq, a predicted model, not a curated record
AAGACCCAUAGCGAAAAGAAAUAGAGGAGAAGAGAAGCUUCCUUGGGACAAUAGGACGGCCUUGCGUGUGUGUUUGUGCGUGUGUGACAGUUUUCUUGUUGAGUGAAUUGAAUGAGACCCAGAGAGGCAGAGACGGCAAAACUUGACUUUCUUGAACAUUCUAUUUCCAUCCCUCCUGCCGUCCCUCCCUCCCUGUCUCACUGAUAUAUAUUAUAUAUAUAUGAACGCAUUGUCAUAUUUUCUUCUAAGUUUGAAACAAAGUAUAAUUCUUCUCUUCCAUUCUUCACUGAUUCAUAUCGAGGUUUGAAACCCAGUUUCCGCAUUCGAAGGAAGGCCGAGUCUUGAGCGAACCUGGCUUGAGAGGCCUUGGCUCAUACAGACCCACAUCAAAAUUUUACUGGUUUUAGAGGGAUUCUCUUAAUACAAGGUUGAAGCUUGAAUCUGGAGCUGGAUCUCUCCAUGGGUGAAGCUCAGGAGAUCUUCCUAAAUGGGAUACAUGGAGUUUUCCCAGUUGGGCUUGAUUCAGAAUCCAGAGACUACCAGACUGCUACCAUACUUAGCGAGAAGAUUUUUUUGAUCGGGGGUUCGGAUGAUGGAUCCAACCUGUCCAUGGGCAUCCGGAUUUUCGACAAAUCGACGGGUAAAUGGGAUGUUCCCACUGUUUUGGGUAUGAAACCCACCCCAUGCGAGGGUCACUCUGCAGUUCUUUUAAAUAAAGAAAGAAUUUUGAUUCUCAAGAGGGACUCCACCCCAGAUGAUUGCGCUUGGUUUCUUGAGGUGGAUACCCCAUAUGUUAGAGAAAAAAUGAAAAUAAUGGACACUCAGGUGGUUGCUUGGAGUAAAGGUGUUAAGGGUGAAGGUCCUAAACCAAUUGUUAUCAGUGGCCCCUCUGGAGUGGGCAAGGGCACGCUGAUAUCCAAAUUGAUGAAGGAAUUCCCAUCUAUGUUUGGUUUCUCUGUGAGCCACACAACUAGGAUUCCCAGAGAGAAGGAGACAGAUGGAGUCCAUUACCACUUCACUGAACGAAGCAUGAUGGAGAAGGCAAUAAAAGAUGGGAAGUUCCUCGAAUCUGCAUCUGUUCAUGGAAAUCUCUAUGGGACCAGUAUUGAAGCUGUUGAAGUAGUAGCAGAUGCAGGAAAGAGAUGCAUACUUGACAUAGAUGUUCAAGGUGCUAGGUCCGUGAGAGCUAGUUCUCUUGAGGCAAUUUUCAUCUUCAUCUGCCCACCCUCAUUCGAGGAGCUUGAGAUGAGACUUCGUGCACGGGGUACUGAAACAGAGGAACAGAUUCAGAAAAGACUGAGGAAUGCAAAAGUGGAGCUCGAGCAAGGAAAGUCAUCAGGUCUUUUUGAUCAUUUAUUGAUAAAUGAUGACCUUGAUGCAUGCUUUGCGACUCUUAAGAAACUCUUGGGUCUUGAUGGAAGCAUGGAGGCCAUCUAUCAAUCAUCUCCCAAAACCUUGGAACACCCCAUAGACCAUUUAGCAUCUGGAAUGGAUCAGAAGGUCUUGGUACAAUGCGGAACUCCUGAACUAGAAAAAGCGUCAAAGAGCUUGUUUAUACUUGAUGUUUCUUCAAUUAAAGGAGGGGCUCCAGGCCGGACAAGAGGACUAAACAUGUAUGCAAUGGACCCAUUUACAGAUGGUUUAAAUGGGUUUAAACAGCUCCGAAAUCCAGUAUAUUCAGUGAAUUGAGCAGGUGGAUUAAUCAAGACCAACCCUGGUCCUCAGUUUUGCAUUUUUUCUAAAGGGAGGAAAUGGUGUUUACUUAUUACACUGGAAACACAACUCUUCUAUUCAUCUCCUCGUGUAUUGCUGAUUCAUGGUGAAUAUAUCUGAGGAAACCAUUCUUUAUUAUUUGCUAAUGGGAACAAGAGCAGCUACAGUUUCAUUUCUUCCUCAUCUGUAGUGGAGUUAAAGAGGAUUCAGUCAGUUGAAUGAUUUGAUCUUCUUAAAGGAUUGAGGAUAAUUGGGUUCCCUCUUAGUUUCUGGGUUUUUAUAUUUGCAGUAAAAAAUGUAAUAGAUUUGAUUCUGUUACUUCCUUUCCAUUUAAGCAGGGCACAGCUCAGUUGAUUGUA